GGACCAAACGCUAUUCUGUCACUGCAAAGACGAAGGCGGCGGUUGUUGGCACGAGUGGCCAGUGUGGCCAUUAGCUCCUGACCGUCCAUCACCAUCCCACCCAUUGCUCCCUCCCUUCAUUUCUCAGCCAUGAUCAGCAGUAUCCAUGCGGCGAGCAUGUUGGGUCCCACCCUGCAGGUUCUUCGUGGCCGUUGGUUCAUGGUCUUCGCGUCGUUCCUGAUCAUGUCGGGGGCGGGAGCCACCUACAUCUACGGCAUCUACUCCAGCGACAUAAAAUCAUCAAUGUCCUACGACCAGCAGACGCUCAACACCAUCGGAUUCUUCAAAGACCUCGGCGCCAACAUCGGCAUCCUCUCCGGCCUAAUCAACGAGGUGACUGCGCCAUGGGUCGUCCUCGCCAUCGGCUCUGCAAUGAACUUCUCCGGCUACCUAAUGGUCUGGCUCGCCGUCACGGGCAGAAUCGCCCGACCCAAGGUCUGGCAGAUGUGCCUCUACAUCUGCAUUGGCGCCAAUUCCCAGACCUUCGCCAACACUGGCGCACUCGUCCCCUGCGUCAAGAACUUCCCAGAGAGCCGUGGCAUCAUGUUGGGCCUUCUCAAGGGCUAUGUCGGGCUCAGCGGGGCCAUUUUCACCCAACUCUAUCUUGGAUUCUACGGCCACCAUUCCAAAUCACUGAUCCUACUCAUUGGGUGGCUCCCAUCCGCACUCUCGAUCAUCUUUCUCGGCACAAUUCGGAUAAUCAAACCCAUCCGUCAGCUGAAUGAGCUCAAGAUAUUCAACUCUUUUCUCUACAUUGCACUAGCUCUAGCUGGAUAUCUCAUGCUCAUAAUCAUCGUCGAGAAGCAGACCAGCUUCUCCGCUAUUGAGUAUGGUAGCAGUGCUGCUGUCCUUCUGUUCUUGCUCUUCCUCCCUCUCGCUAUCGUCGUGAGAGAAGAGCUUUCAAUACAGAAGCUCAAAAACCAAUCUACGAUAUCCAUCUCCAUGCAGGAAAAACCAUCUGUAUCAGCAAUUAAUGCACCACCCCUCCCACCAAUUCCUUCCUCUCCGCAACAGCAACCGCCAACUAAGCGAACAUCAAUCUCCCGCAUUGCAGAUAUCUUUAAGUCACCAAAGAGAGGCGAGGACUACACCAUCCUGCAGGCGCUCGUGAGCAUCGACAUGCUAAUCAUCUUCAUCACGAUUGUAUGUGGCAUUGGCGGCACUCUAACAGCGAUAGACAACAUGGGUCAAAUCGGCGAGUCCUUAGGCUACCCUCGUCACACGAUCAGCACCUUUGUAUCGCUAAUAAGCAUAUGGAAUUUCAGCGGGAGGGUGGCAGCCGGCUUCUUCUCCGAAAUCCUCCUCUCUAAGCACAGGUUCCCUCGACCGUUGAUGCUUACGUGGGUCCUCCUCCUCUCUUGUGUGGGCCACCUCCUGAUUGCAUUCCCCACUCCUGGGUCCCUCUAUAUAGCAUCAGUGAUCAUUGGAUUCUGCUUCGGAGCGCAGUGGUCGUUGGUCUAUGCUAUCAUUUCGGAAGUUUUUGGACUCAAGUACUAUGCUACAUUGUACAAUUUUGGUGCUGUUGCUAGUCCGGUUGGAUCUUAUAUACUCAACGUGAAGGUGGCGGGACGACUUUACGAUCGGGAGGCGUUGAAGCAGCUGGCGGUUGUGGGUGGUGCCGUUACGGGCAACUUGAGCUGUAUCGGUCAUAAGUGUUACAAAUUAUCGUUUAUCAUCAUCACGGCUGUGACGUUCAUUGGAACGUUGGUUUCAGUUGUGCUUGUGAUCAGAACAAGGAAAUUCUAUAAGAGUGAUAUCUACUCAAGAUUCCGAGAGGUGGGUCAGAUUGGAACGGGUGAGAUGCCUGUCGGGCGAAAUGGGAAUGAUGGUGGAGAGAUGGAUGAGGAGAAAGCGUCUUCCAGAGCUGCGAUGGAUGGCAACAAGCAGUAGAGAGAGCAUUUUGCGUGGACUCAGACUGAGUAGUGCAGCACACAGCUGGAGAAGCUGUGGGCCCCAUCAUGAUGUAUGUGUUUUAUCCACACAGUCCAUCCAUUUAAAAGCUCAUUUUAGGGCAUAAGCCGAAAAUGAGGUAGAUCCAAAUCUCAGAUACCAGGAAAGAGUGUUGAUUGAAUGCCCACCAUUAGAAAAUUAUCGUCGGCCACAAAAGGUCUGGAUCAAGCUGAUAUUUGUGUUUCCCCUUCAUCCAGCCAUGUGUGAGCUAAUCAAUAGAUUGAAUGCCAAAUAAAAUUUGUCUAGGAAGAUUUUAAUGGUGGGCGUUCAAUCACCACGGUUUCCUGUGGUGUGGUCCAACUGAUAUUUUGAUUUUCCUCAGUUUUGGGCUCAUGCCUUAAAAUGAUCCGGAAAAAUGGAUGGACGGAUUGGAUAAAAUACAUACAUCAUAGUUAGACCCACACAGCACAGACGUCCAUGCUGUGUGCUACACUACUCAGUCCGACUCCG
Molecule: messenger RNA, 2439 nt
Organism: Magnolia sinica
Lineage: Eukaryota; Viridiplantae; Streptophyta; Magnoliopsida; Magnoliales; Magnoliaceae
Exons: 1
Coding region: 130-1929 (599 amino acids)
Cellular component (GO): membrane
Source: RefSeq, a predicted model, not a curated record